GUGAGUGCCGCGGAGAGGAGAGGAGCGUUUUUGUGCGGUCUCGGGCGCGGCACCGCAAGUACAAUAAGAAGUUACAGCAAAUAUUGCUGUCUGUGCUACAGUCCGUGCGUUUGAAUCUGCUCGAAAUCGUAUAGCCAAAAGGUUUUAUUCGCGUCCGUGUGUGCAUAGUCUUUAUUUUUUUUUAGCGGCAAAAGGUAACGUAAUUAUUUAAAAUGUUGGCUAUAGUGGCGCAAUAAAAAUAAUCGGUGUUUAUUUUUCAUCGUAGUUGCGGAGAGAAGAAACUUAUUGGUUUUUGAUAUGGCUUCGCCUCGAAUGGAAACAGAUUCAACGCCGAUUUGCCGUUGCCGAGUUCUUUACUUGGGUUCUGCAGUGCCGCACGUCACGAAAGACGGUCUACAGGGUAUCCAAGAACCACUGAGAGAGCUGUAUCCAGAACAAGGGGCCCUAGGUGCAAGAGGUAUCGACUCGUGGCUCAGUGUUUGGAGCAAUGGAUUGUUACUUGAAAACGUCGACGAAAACCACAAAAAGGUCACAAGAUUUUUCCCUAUAGACACGCUUCAUUACUGUGCCGCUGUACGGUAUGUUCUUGUUCCAGAAAAAGCUUUGGCAUCAACGUCGUCAAUACCUUCCAGCCCAGCCGUUCCUCGGUUUCUUCCCCUGGAUUCACCUUUCGCUCGCAAUCCCAACCCCUGCCACCCUCCGCUUUUCUCAGCCAUCCUCCGACGCACCACAGGGAUUAAAGUUCUGGAAUGUCACGCUUUUAUCUGCAAGCGGGAAAUGGCUGCAAACGCCCUGGUGAGGUGCUGUUUCCAUGCGUACGCCGACUCCUCGUACGCGCGGCACGUGGACGGCGCAGCGAGUGCAAGCGUGUAUGGCACGUUGAGAAGCCAGCGAGACGUCAUUGACGGCCCUGCCACUUCGCCCCAGACGCCCUUCGUCAGCAUCGAAAAAGUGGAAGGAUGGCGUCGCUGCGGCAGCGGUGGCAGCCUGCUGACACUGAACAAUGCCGCGCACAAUCACAACGGGACCUUGACUUCGAACGCAACGUCUGUGUCAGCUGGUGAUGACAUUUCAGUUUACAACGGCGAUGAGAACCACAAAGUUUGGGCGGGAUCUGGGGUGAAAUCUUCGACGUUGGACAACGAAGACACGUACGGAAUUGGAAGUGGUAUCAGCAGCACCAUGCGCAGUGGUCGUUCCACGCGGCCCCGUCAAGUAAUGUCACCGGUCAGUUCGCCACCUCCUCCACCACCUUCGACGUCCAAAGACGACGCAAAAGCACUUAAGAAGGCCCACAAAGAACAAAUUCUAAGGAAGAAAAUGGCUGGUGGCAGCCGCGAAAACAUGUAUCGCGAAAACAUGUAUCGCGAAAACAUGUAUCCCAUGAUGGAUGGAACACUCAUAAGAGGUUCGACAGCUACUAUGAACGGUAUACGCCCAUCUAGCUCUCUGGGCGGGACUCUGGUCAAAGGUGGUGUAAUGCCUUAUCAUUACAGCAAUAACGGGAUGAUAAUAAGGUCUUCUUCAACGUUGCAGCUAAAUGGCUACAAUCAUCCGCCUGCAUCACCGGUUAUUUUAAUGCAGCAUCCAAAUGCAACACUUCCACACCCAGCUUCAAAUCGCCCAUCGCAAAAGAAAAUGGUUUCUGGGACUUUUUCUCAUCGUAAAAAUUGCGGAGGUGGCGUCGUUUUAUCAAGUAGGCCUGUACUUAUUCCCCCGCGAGGACCACCACCAAAUUCUCACACAAUGCUUGCGCCCAUGCCCGUUGGGAAAAUGCCCGCCAAACACCAGGUAACCCUAGAAGAACCCAUCUACAUGCCUUCGGCAAGACCUUUGAGUCCUGUGGCUUCAUUCCAGCCUGGACAUUUUCCACAUGAAGCCUACCUUAUGCAGCAGUAUGCUUCCACAAUGGAUGUAAAGCCGAAGAAAAAGCCACCUAAAGCUGUCAACAAACCCAGUUCCAAGAAAGGAACUGUAGUGAAUGGUGUCGACGGGGAAAAUACACAAGCACCUCCAAUUAUAAUCGUUGACGAGUCACCGUUCAACACGGGUAUCUAUCGAAAGAAAGGACACCUUAAUGAAAGAGCAUUUUCAUAUUCAAUUCGCCAAGAACAUCGGUCGAGAUCGUACGGAUCUUUAGCGAAUCUGAAGUUUGCAUCACCACUGCCAAACGGCGAAGCGCCAUUAGAAGCAAGCAAGGAAGAUUUCAAGAAGGAACGUGAAAUUAUGCAAAUAAUGCAAGAUUUGGACUUGUCUGGAGAUGAAUUGGAGAGGUCUGAAGUUCCAGCAGGAAUGUACGAAAGUCGCAGGAAUGUUGCUCCCGUCGCAAAGCGAUAAACAGUUGAGCUGCUGUCCGCAGACCUCGUGUCUACGCCAUGUGUCUCUCAGCCUGUGGUCGCUCUGCAGACUGCCGUUGGAAUUCUUGUGAUUCCUAUGCUCUGGAACUGUAUUACAACCUGCACAUUAUGAUACAUUUGCAUCAUGAAACACAUAACAAGCAUCUGCAUAUGUUACAUUUUAUGUUAAGAACAAUUUAACAUUUUAAACUGCAAACAUUCCCAAUAAGUGUGUGUAUGUUAUGAUAAUGGAGUUAUAAUUUUUAUAAAACCAAGAUUGUAGUGAAUAAUUUUUAUCACUCUAUGAAAGGAAAGGUAGUUAUGUAUGUUGUAUUAUGUUGUUGACAUUUAGGCAUGAGUUGCAAGAAUAGCUUGUUACUAAUGAGAUCAAACUAAAAAACAAAAGUUGUUAGUAAAUAAUAUUUCAGUGUAGUGAAGUAGACGUUAUGGCACUUGGGUUUUGUAACAUUUUACAGACUUUAUUUAACGUGCUUUAAAAAGCAUCACAUAUCUAGACUGUUGUCCCAAAGAAUUAAAUAUCUUUUCUUUUACAUAGAAAUAUUCUUAAAUGAUGGAUGUUGUAUAUAGCAUUAAAACAUCAACAUGUAAACUUGUUCCUGUCGUGAUCAAAAACUUCCAUGGCCAGUCACCAUAUAUUUCUGGGCUUCUGGGUUGAGGCACAUCUAUAGAGCAUUAUUUGUAGUUGGGUCGUGCAGAAAAACAUUUUUGGAAGCCUCAUUAAAAUAUUUUUUCAGCUCGUAGCUUUCUGCCGCAUGCCAAAAUUAAUAUUGACGAGAGCCGAGUGACUUGCAUCCAUCCACCAAUGGCGUGAAAACUAUAAAAUCGUAGACUUGGCUAAUUUUCAUAAGGCAUUAUCAUAUGUAACUACUAUGCUUAGCUCGCUCCCAACUUAAUUACGCAUAGGUGCACCAAACGUCAUCAUUCAUAGUAACGAGCAAUAAAUUUUUUCAAAGACGGUAUUCAAUGGUGUGUAGAACAUCACAAGUUUGCAGUGCGUCAGCUCUGUCCGUGACAAUGGCAUUGACCGGACGUGGGGAAAUGUGUGCAGUUGAGCCUCGACCUGGGAGUUGAGAAACAUGUGUUGUUCCUGUGCGAGGCAGGGUCAGCAUGGAGAGCAGGAGACUGUAGCCGUGUAGCCGUGCCGAGGCGCCUACAAGACAACGAGCCCGAUCGGUGACGAAGACAACAUCCCAGUGCGGAAGCCAGCACCUGAAAAAUUCUCAACCUGUUUGGAGCCUGGAGUUUAACUGGAGACCUCAACGAUGGGAAGUGACAAUAGUCACACUGAAAACUUAUUUUUAUGUUACACACUUAUUCCUCGGCUAAAACCGGAAAUUAUAGUUGUGACUUUGGACUCAGGCUGGUAUUCACUGUCAUGUAGCUGAAAAUUUUACCAAACUGUAACACAGAUGUGAUUGGUAAAUUAAAAACAUGGGUGUUAACAUUAUGUAAUGCGAGUAAAAAUGUUUCUCGACAAAAAUAAUUACAUUCUAAUUUAAGUUGCACCAUGGCAGUGCUUAUUGAAUUUAAGUAUUAAAUAUGUAAAAUCAUUUAACACACUGGUAUUAUCAACAAAAUUUACAUAAUUGCAUAUUUUCAUUGACUCCUAAAUAGUGAUAGUAACAUUAUCAACAGUUUUGAAUGCCGUGUCAGGUUCCUUGUGGUUAAAAAAAAAAAUUGUUUUAUUGGUAUAGACAGUUUAUCAAAAUUGUUGUUUAAAAAGUAUUUUCAAGGUGCAUGCUAUCAAAGCCAAAAAAAUUACAUAAAAGUGUUUACUACAAUUUUAAAAUAUUUAAGCGAGUCUUUUCCUAAUUUCUAAAAUUUUUUGAGUGAAAUUCAUUGUUGCAGCUUCUGGGGUUUGAAAUUUUUAAGCUAACAAUAUUUUAGAUGAGUUUACAACAUACCUCGAGAAGAGUAGAGUUCAGAGCCCAGGGAAACACGUGCAAAUUGUUCUGCGUGCACUGAAACACGCCACAUACAAACAGGAGCUCUUACUACACGGUGUCAUGCAGAUGGAGAUACCAGUGACCGUACAGGGGCAGCCGGCAGAAGGGUGGGCGUCAGCAGCUGACGGGGCUGUCACCAGUGGGAGCCCCAGUGCCGGAUCACAGCGACUGAACACCAUCAGGACCACGGGAGGGACUGCGGAGGAGCUGGUACGCACUCAGCCGACCUGGAGUUCAAACAGGGAUGGCACCCAGAAGACUGCAAGCAGGGCUACAACUGGGUGGAGGGGGGGGGGGGGGGCAUACACCCCGGGCGCAAAGCUGUGGGGGCGCCGAAAUCGCUUGCAUUGUAAUUCCUACUACAACUGGUAACUGGUAAAAAGUUUUUUAACUUGCAUGCCAGGAAUGUCUAAUCUGAUUUACAAUAUAACGUCUCAACACAUUGAAUGAACAAGUCUAGUGAUUAUACGGACUACUUUAUGGACAUAGUGGGUUCAUGCAUGGAAGGUACAGUUGCACAGAAACUGUUACAUAUAGGUAUGGAAAAUGCUUAAAUAGCACCAUGUUUCCGUGGCUUUAUUGGUGUGGUAUGUGCAAAAAAAAUAGGGCACAUGAAUCCAUUCAUGCCCCGGGUGCCAGAGACCCUAGUUGCGGCCCUGGCUGCAAGACUGCGUGUGGCAAUCUUAAAGGGGGAAGUGUCGUAUAGGACGUAUGGUGUGGAGAGGGUGGCAGGCCUGCCGUUGAAGCUGUGUCAAGAUGGCGGCUUGUAGGUCACUCGAGCGUGUGUGUUGUGAUCGGUUUUGGGAGUGGUAAGACAGGAGGUUAGCGAGCGGGGGAAGUAGUAACAGCAGGCUGGAAGUUGUGUAGGGACGAUACAAUACUCUCUUUUAUUGUUCAGAUGAAUCUGUAGUUGAAAUUUCUGCUGCCAGUGGAAAUAUAUCCUUUUUACUUUUCAGAAGUAAUGAGUUUGAAAGCAAUUUCAAUAAUUUGUGGCAGAAAUCAUUGUAUCAUGAACACUUAUAGGCUGAUUCACUUAUGUUAAUAGAAGUCAAAAAUCAAAAUAAUUUGUGUUGUUAUUUUCCAAAUAAAUAACCUUAUUUUACGAAGCAAAAUCAUAAUUUUAAAUAGAAAAAUUAUCUCCGAACUAUCACUACCUGCACCACACCCAGCUAGCUCCGUUAUGUUGUUACGCUCGGCUCAUGACGUGUUUACUUGCUCAAUGUUGCCAAAUAUUUGAUUUUUGAGUCUGAUCAUAGCCAAAAUUAACUGCAGUAUCAGUCAUGGUUAUAGUAUAGUAUCUAUAAAAAAAAAUCUUUGUAGUUUUUAUACUGGAAGUCAUCACACACACAUCACUAACAGAAAAUAAAAAUAGAAGCUUCAGAAGUUGUGCUUCAUCCAGAUGGAUCAGGAUAAAAUUUUUAACGCAUUAUUUACUCAUAUGGCUUCACUUAAAAUUUUUUGCUUUUGUUGCAUGCCACGGGAGGGCUAUAUAACCUAACAUCAUCUAUCAUUAUAGAUGUGACUGAACUUUAUUUCACUAAAAUGGUAAAAAAUUAAUGAUUACCAAACCUUGCCAAAAACAUGUUACACUUCACUCCAAGACCAAGUAAAGUUGAAACCUUCGGUUAACAUAAGCCACGCGUGUGUUUCAUUCCCACUAUCUGUUCGGGCUACUUGUAGUGAUAAAAAAAAUUAAUUAUUGUUGAUAAUAUGUUCCUUGGAAAUGUUUUCAAAUUAUUAUAGCAUAUUUAAUCAUACAUGUAUGUUUUCACAUAUGAACAAUUAAUGGAAUUACAGUAAAACUUUAAUUAACCAUCACUUCUUUAACUGUCAGUUUCUGUUAUCUUUCAUCGUCUAAAAUAAUGUGUAUCAACAAACCAACAGACAUUUUUCCAUACAUUUCUACUCUUAUAUGUUAUUUAAGUUUAAAUUAAUCAUUUUGUAAAAUUAAUUACAACAUGACAGUUAAUAAAAUUUUUACCAUAUUACUAAAAAAUAUCAUUAUCAGAUAAACCUAAAAAUUGAUGCAAAAGGUUUUGAUACCAACAAACCUAUUUUUGGUACAGUUUCAUUUUGUACACCAAUAAAUGUUUUUUGCACACAUUGUUUCACAGAUGUAGGAUUUUAUUUAACACACCUGGAUGCCAUAAUUUUUACAGCACAGUCCCAAGCCAUUUUAUUUCUAACUGAUUCUCUUAAUGCUCGUUAUGAAAGAUAUUUGAUUCUAUUGUCUUCUAAUUUUUUGACGUGAUAAUGUCUUACAAAUCGAUGAACGCCGGCUGCACGCACGAAAAAGUGUCACGUUCCGCCUGAGCCGAGCGUGCAAGAACCGGCCUACCACCGUGCGAGAAAAUCUUCUAUAAUAUCAAACAGGUUAAGGUGGGCUUUUUAACUAAUUGUUUGUAAUUAUAUUUAAACAAAUUAUUUAUAUUAAAUUUGCAAAAACUGUAAAUAAUAUUUGAAAAUUAAAAAGUAAGUAAUUUUUCAUCAAUGUUUUCUUAUGACGUUAUCACGUGAAAUUAUCGUCCGUAAACCAACUUUACAGACAACCCUCUUUUUUUUCAUACAACUGUGCACUCUUCGUGAACUGGCCGGGUGACAACGGAGACAAUAUAUGUACACUAAAGAAGACUCAAUAUAUAUUAUCUUGAAACACUGCAGAACUACAGUCUUUUGACCCUUUUUUCACAAUUGGCAGUCUGGCCUCAAAAAUUUUAAUUUUUACAUGUAACUUUUCUUCUAUGGCUAAUUUAUCUUAAGAAAUUUUGUUAUUUUCCUGAGAAAUUAUACCAAAUUUAGUUUUAUAAACGCUAUCAACAAAUUAUGGUGAAAUCAUUUCAUUAUAUGAGGCAAUGAAAUCCUUCAAAGUUUUUCUAAUUUAAAAUCAUGAAAAAUCAAUUGAAAUCUAAAGAUAUUAACCAUCACUUUAAAUUACAUGUUUAGUACAAUCUUAUUCUUCCAUUUGCCAUUAAUGUCCGUAUUUUUCAUAGAAACCUAGCCAAAAAGGAAAGAUAUUAGCAGAAAGAUACUAAGAGUUGUGAUUAUCGUUUCUUUUUUACCACUUUACGGCAGCAUACAUGAAUAGAUUGGGCUGUUGCUAGGAAAUUAACUGCACUGCCUUCGUGGAGCAACCAUUGUAAACUUAUUAGGAGCAUGACAUCACUUUCAAGGGGAACAGGCGUAUUUUACGACGUUUGUGUCGCAGCCAAGGAUAUUCGUUCUCGGUGGUGGACAAAGGAAUUUUUUUUUUGUGGAGUGUGGGGGGGUAUUAAAAAAUAAUUGGCUAAAAAAAUUCAAAUUUAACACAUGUAUUCAUAAAAACUCACAUACAAUUGACACUAACUCACGGACACAUGGGCCUACAGGGGUAGCCGAAGGCUAGUGGCUUCUCACACAGGAACUUACCGUCUUCACUGAUAUUACACAAAUGUUUUUAUAACUUCUGGGGGAUGGGGGGGGGGAUAUUUCAUCCCCUCUUCCUCCCUCCUCCUCCUGUGUCCUCUAGUGUUCGUUGUUAUAUCUCUAGUUUUUGCCACGCUUGAGUCUGUGUGCUUUGUUUAUUUAUAUUGACACAACAUUUCAGUAGAUUUAAAAUGAAAGCAAAUUCUCGUCUCGUGCAUAGGUACAAAGGUCUGCUUUUAACUUGCAAACUAUACUCAAACUCUUCUUUGGGUGAGUGGAGACUUUUCAAACAAGUGGUGUUGUGAAGAUUUUGGUUUGGAGGAGCCAAAUCUUGUUUGAAGACAUACAUUUUAUGCUACAUGCACAGGCAGGUGCACUUUAGUUUGUGCGUGUGCACACACACGUACUAAAACAAACAGGGUUUGCAGGAUUUUCCCAAUAUGGUACCUUCACACGAACAUACUCACACAUACACAAAUAAAUGUUUUGCAUAAUGUUUACCAAUAUGAUAUAGUAUUACAGUAUCAAUCUUUAGAAUAAUAAUAAAAAUGCUUUUUAAUGUGUUCUACAACAGACCUAUUUGUUGCAAAAGCAUCAUGAAAAUGAAAAAAAGUAUUGAACUAAAAACAUUAUUUAAUAAAUAUAUAUUAUUAUAUAAACACUACUGUUUUAAAACAUUUCUUCUGACUUCUGUAAAUAGCAUUUAUAAAAACUGUUUUAAGUUUUGAUGGAAACUGGUGAGAGUCAUGUCAGCUAGAUGUCUGUCGCUAUGAAUCAGAGUCCAACAAGACCCAAAAGACAAUGCAAACCAUUGCAAUAUUGACAUUGGGGGGGAGGGGGAAGCAUUUUUAAGCCAUGCAAAACCCAGAUACACAACAUCACAAAAGACUGGUACACCACUUGAGAAACUUGCAAGUUACUGCAUUUCACGUCACAUGUUAACAUUAGCAAAUUCUCUAUUUACUACACUAGUGUAAUAUAUAAAAAGGAAUUAUGUGAAAGGCAAGUAGGAAGUAGUUAACUUAACAAUAUUCAUAGAGGUGAAAAGAGAUGCAUAUGAAUGAAGUUUCAAAACUGAGAGCUCUUAUUUAUGUAAGAAUGAAAAUCUUUAAAUGAUAUUUAUUUUUUUACUACAAGUAUUUCAAUUAGUGUGGACUUAAAAUUGUAACACCUGGAUGAAUUUUAUAGUUAAUAAUGUUUAUGUUGCUCAUUGUUUUUACUCAAAAACAGAAUAUUUGUUCACGUGACAUUUUAUGGAACAACUUAAAUUUGUAUCAAUAUGUUUUUGAAUAUUUCUGCCCAUAAUCAUGUGUGUAAUUACAUAGAGGUUAUUAUUUAAAGUGAAGUAUACGUAAAAAUAUUUACGUUCUUUUUUUAGCGAUAUGCCAAAUGAUAAUGAAAAUGUCAGAUGACAACUUUAAUAUUAAAACUAUUUUUAAUUUUUUAACACACUUUGUAGGUUUUAUUUUAAUUUAUUUUAAGAAACAUUAUGUAAGACUGUUUUUUAUCAUAAUUGUACCUCAGCAUCAUAUUACUUCAGCAUCAUAGACUUUGAUUCAAAUAACAAUAAAAUCCCUACAAAUAAUGCUUUAAUUUUUUUGUAACACAUGCAUUACAAGAACUAGUUAUCAAAUGAAAGAUUGUAAAAAUUUGGAAAAUUUGUUAUAAAAUCUAGAAAAACCAUGGUCUUUAUUAUUACUCAUAAAGUUCCCGUGCUGAGUGGCUAAGAAUACCUGUAUUUUUAUAGAGUAUGGGUGUGAUGUGUUUUAUUUAAUACAUAGAACAAUGUAAAUGUGUUAAUUUUCCCUUGGUACUCAUCGGCUUAACAGAUAUGUUGUACAUUUAUCUGUAAGCUCCUGAACUUAGUUUAAUAUCAAACUUAUUUGUAUUUAAAACUGAAAGUGCAAAUGCCAUUCUUAGUAACGUGAAGUGACAACAAUGAAUUUCACUCAGUAAAUUUUGGCAUCAAGAAAAUAUACAGUAAAAAUCAUCUGGCCUAUGACAGUGUUACAUUUUAGUUGCUGGCAUAAAAAUUGAAAAUGAAUUUCAAAAUAACACAUUUGCAAACCGUUUACACCAGAAAAAUUGAUUGAUUUUUCUCUGCAAAGAACUAUUUAUAUUGUUUUCUCAUCUGAGGUGUGCUUUUUAUAAACUUUCUUAUUGCUCCAUGUACAAUAUUAUAUUUUCACACUGCAAAGUUUUGUACCGGUAUGCACUCAGCCCAGAGUCAAGAUAUCUGUGCAUGUGCAUAUUCACAUAUUCAGGAUAACUGCAUCUGCUAGUGGCUUGCAGUUGUUAGGAGCAUCACAAUCUCCAAAAGUUUACAAUAUUCAGGCUAAGAUAGUGUCAUUUUUGUUUGUUCUAAUAAAUGCCUUUACAUGUUUUUUUAGGUGUAUUCAAUAGCUUGUGGGAAAUUAUUUUGGGGGUAUAAUUUUUCAUCUCAUAUUAUAAAAUGUGAACACCCAUGUUUUGAAUUCACAAGCUGCUGGUUUGCAAAGGGAAGAGUUGGAAGUUAACAAUUUAUCUGACGUGUCUGCGCAUGCGUCAAUGUCCAUUUGCAUGUAAUUGCAGCUGCUCUUACUUUUGAUUUACGUAUCUGUUUAUUUGAUUUAUAUCUUUAUCUAUGUCAGUGUAUUGUGUGCCCUACUUAUUUUGAAAAAAAUUAUAUCAUUUCAUUUUAUUGGAAAACUCAUGCUGGUAAAAUUUUGUAAACUUAUAACAGUUAACUAGUGUGAGUCUGAGUACUGUACAGUGAAAGCAAAGUUAAAUUCCAAGUUUAAUUCUUGCUUUCUUCCAGUCUGAAAACUGAAAUUCACAUUUAUAAGUAAAGGUUCCUCAGUGCAUUGAUAGCUAAGGUGUCAUGUUACGCUUAUAUGGCAAGGGUCAUGGGAUUGAUCCCAAAUCUUGGUAUGACUCAAAUUUAUGUGGAUAAUGUCAGUGCCCUUUUACUUUGUAGCCCAUACUUAACUUGGAGGAACAUCACCCUAAACUCUGUGCAUAGCUUUGUGAUGAAUAGCCCUAGAAAAAAUAUUCAAGUCAAGUGCAAUGUGACCAAACAGAAAUUUUUCGUACAUUUUCUUCCCCUGAACUUAAAAUCCAACUAAAAUUUAUAUAAAUAAAUCUAACUGAGAACUGAACUAAUGAUUUCCAAUUCUUCACGUAAAUGAGUUUUCAACUAGAGAUCUCGGUGGCAGAAUAUUGGUUUUAAUGGACUUUUUUUCUUUUCGGUCAUUAAAUUUAGUUGUUUUUUCACAGUUAUUGUCACAAUUAUGGUGUUUUUCUGAGAUAUAACCUACCUUCUUGCAGUAAGUAUAAUCUUAAAACACAAAUUCAUUCCAACAGAAGAAUAAAAAGUAAUUCAUUUCAUAUCACAAACUGAGUUAACACAAGAGGUAAAAAAAUUCUCAUAUAACGAUUUGUAUGUUUGUUCAUAACAACUACUGGCAAACAUAGGCAGGAGUUUGUGUUUCAGUUCAUGUAUCAAAUAAAAAUGCAGAAUUCUUAUACUUUAAUAAUUCUUAAUAUCUUAAUUUCCAUGCACUCAUUUUUACUGUGGUUGCACUAUUAUUUACUUAGCCAUUUUCAUUUUUGUUCUGUUUUGUUUUAAGUUUUCAAGACAGAUGGAACUAAAAACUCAACUGAACUUAAAAUGUGUGUAUUCAGUUUUGAGUUCUUUUUCAGUUUUUAGAUUGGAGGUAAGCAAGUCUUUACAAUGUGUAGAAGACCAUCCAUUGUUCAUAUAUAGAAACUAUGCUUUUGUAAGACUAUUAAAAAUGCAUUUAUGUUAAUUUUUAAAUAUUUUUGUGUGUAUAUUUAAUUUGCUAGCUUCAUUUGUGUUCACAAACUUUUUAAAACUCUAUCAUUGGUCAUUGUUGGUAUCAUGUAUAUAAGGGUGGACAAGAUAAUCAUACCUCUGUUGAACAAACUCAAUUUAUCUACUGUUAUUACGUACUUUCAAUUUGAAACACUGGAUUCAUUUUGUGAAAAAUUUUAACAAUUUUGUUACGGCGAUAAGAUUUUAUCCUAAUGUAUGGGUGCCUUGAACUUUCAUUUCACAAAUUGUAUUUAACCUCUAACAUAAAUAAAACAAUUUUGGUGUGGACUUUGUAAAAAUAUUUGAUUUUUUUUUAAUACCUAUUAGAUAACUUAAAUUUUGCUUCUUAAUUGUUUAUUUUAUCCAUUUUUGUAUAUCUUAUCUUUUAUGAUUAAAAAAAAUUAUAAAGAAAGUAUAUUUGAUGCUGUGAAAUUUUCUUUGUUUAUAUACUACAUCUCUACUAUUAUUAUGUUUGUAUUUGUGGCUGUAUUUUCUAGAAUUUUCUUUUCUUACAAUUUUGUUUCAUUUCAUUUUACUGUCACUAUUUUUUCUUUUAAAAUUUUUCAAUCAUUUGAAUGUUAUGAAUAGCAAAUAAAUGCAAUAUGUAACCUACUUAACUAUUGUAAUAAGUAAUACCUGUUGAGGAAUGUACUAUUUACAUAGUGGCAUUUCAUUUCAACCAUUUGUAUUGGUAUUUCUUCCAAAUAUUUGUGUGCAUUGGUUAUGAAUUUAGAGUUUGAGAAUGAUUUUUGAUGGCAGUAAUUAUAACUCCCAAUUAUUCUUAAUUUAACAUUAGAUGUGUUAAAAAUUUCAGGGAUUAUAUAACAUUAUUAGUUUUAAGUAUAUCAAACAUAAAUUUAACUGCUGUUUUACCUUAAACUACUGGUGGAAAUAGUGUCUCUUUACUUAACUAGGUACACUACUUACUUAUUUGCAACUAAAAUUUUAUAUUUCCUUUCAUUCACAAAAUGAAAUAUUAAUAUACCUACUAAGUUUGUGUUUAUCUUCGUGUUUACAGUAUUUUUUUUAUAUUUUAUUUUUUAAAUUAUAACUUGUAAAGGUCAAGUAAAUGUGAAUGUUGCCACAAUUAAGUGGGUUUCUGUGGGAAGGCAGUCGAAUCUUUCGAUUGUCAGCUCUAUUCCAUUGUUGUGGAUCCUGGGGUACUAUUUUUCAAUGUUCAGUCGUACAAGUGGUAUUAUCUCGACCAUAACACAGUUUUGGUAUGCUGGAACCAUGUGAGAUGCAUUGUGUGCGACUAAAGCGUUCAUAAAGGAAGUUGAAUAGUCCGCACACUUCGGGUUGGCCAUCUCGCGUACGAAAUUGAGAGAAACGAUGUUGAAUAAGGGAGAUAUUUAAAAUAAAUAGGUAGAAAUAACAUAAAUACAUUCUAGAGUCAUUCAAAACUGACAAUUACUUAAACUAUUCUUCUUGAAUAUUAAUUCUGCUAGGAAUGUUAUUUACUUCCUGAGAACAAUAAUAUGUGAUUUGCAAGUAUAACCCUAUCUUGUUUAUUGUAUUUAUGUUCUUAUGGCCUAAAAAAUCCUGUUCUGUAAUGAACAAGUUAUUUUUAGCUAAUAACCAGCAUCAUCGCUCACACAAUUUCAGGGUAUUUCUGAUAUUUUAAGAUUGUAAGAAAAGUAUGUGUUAAAUUCCAAACAUUUUUACUAAAGAAAUAGAUACAAUAAAUUUUCAGGUGCAUAAAAGAUUUGAUUCAUAACAAAAUUGUUUUAGAAUGAUACUAUAGAAAGUGGUUGUGCGUAAGCCUUUUUAAUUUUUCGCAUAGAUUAUCUGAUUUUAUUUCCCAUUUUAGUAUGUUCGAGGAUAGAUUUUACCUUGACAAAAUCUCACAUACUUUUCAUUUCAUGAGAUAGUCUAUUUAAAAAAAAAUAAGAAACAUCUAUUUCAUUUUAAUUAAGAUUAUGCUAACAUAUUUUCAUUUUCAUUUUUUUGGUUAAUAGCUAUGCUUAAAAUAAUUAAAUAAUUUCACCAUAUUACAGUCACCUAGGUACUUCAUUUUAAGAUUUAAAAAAAAAAUCAACAUUUCAGUGUCUGGCAUCAUUUUGUUUGCUAUAAAAAUAUCAGGUAACAUAUUUGCAUGGUGGUAACAAAUCACAACUCUACAUAUGGGUGCAAGACUUUAAGCCCGUUGCAAUGUUAGUUUCCAUUUGAAGUAGAAGGCUACACAGUGAGUUUUAAGAAUAUUUCCGGAAAGAUUUCCAAUUGUUCAAUUUAACACAGCCAACUAUGCAAACACACUAUUGCCCAAAUACUUUUGAUUUUAUUGUGUACUAUUAAAAAAUAAUAUUGUUUUUAUUUUUUAUUGCUUGUAUGAAGCAUUAGUUUAAUUAUUAGUACCUGUGCACAUAAAAUAUGGCCUACUGGAAUAACGAAAUGUUGUUUAAAAUCUCGUAUAUUUGAAUCAUAUUUUAUUUCGCAGAAUGCCACCUUGUUAUUAACAUAAUUUUCGCAGCAAGAGUGAAAAAUUUUGAGAAUGCUAGAGAGUUGGUGGCCAAAGAUUUACCAUUAAAAUUACCUUCCAAAUGAUGUGGUAUCAUCUAAAUACGAUUUUUUUUGUUCGGGGUAUUUUCUUUUCUGUUUAUUUUCGUCGUCUUUUUAUUUUUUUAUUUUUUUUAUGUGUAAAUGAUAGGUCUUCACCUUUAUAACGACAAUCAAGUCACUCCUGAGCCACUGACUUUUUAACUCUUUCAGACAAUCCUUCAUUUUAUAUCUUAUAAAAUUUUUUGAGUAUAUUUUUAAUUUUAAGAAGAGAUAAUUUAAAUUUAGCCAGUAUCAAACAUAAAUGAAAUAUUUACAUAGAUUUUCUGCUUUUAAAAUAAAAAAAAUCAUUAAAAUUUAUUUAAUUGCUUAUAAUAAGUUAUUGUAAAUGAUAUGUAUUGUAAAUAAUAUUUUAAGUGUAGGUGGAUUUGUUGUGUAUUGUAAUGAAAAUUGUUAUAUCCUAUAAGAACAUAUAGUUAUGUGUUUAGGUCCCUUAGUAAAAAGACAUCAAAAAAUAUACCUAGUAAUCCGACUAUGUAAUUAAAAUUAAUCUUUGUUGCACACUGAGAACCAAGUUCAUUUCCACUCAAAGAGAAUGGUGGACAGUGCUACAUAAGUAACAGAUUACAGGCUCUUUGGGGGAAAAAACCCUUCUGUAUAUUUUUACCAACCAUUUCAAUCAUUAUCAUUACUUAUUUGAAUGCAGUGUGCUUGUUGAGAAGCAUGUUUAAACAUCACUGGCAGUGCCAUUAUUCCUUCAUGAGUUGUCAAUAGCUAGCAUUACAGUAAAGGAAAAAACUUUCAAAACUGUAUCCUGUAACAUUUGUUUUCGUGCCAUCUUUUAGAGAGGCUGCUUCACCAUUCAGAUAACGAUGUAAUAUAUGUAUUUAAAACAGUUUCCAUAUGUAGCCAAUGAACAGUUUUAUAAUUACUUGAUGAGACUGUUAACUUUAAUUUUAAGCUUCAUUUGAAUUCUCUGUGAAUGUACAUUAAAUUAUGCAUGUUAUAUUUUACACAAAGAGUAAAAAAAAAUAUGUAUUUUAAUUGUACAGUGUAAUAUUUUCAUAACAUUUAACAUUGUUUCAGAAUCUUACAGAUCAUUAUUAUAAUACUAUUAACGUACAUAUUCUAAACUGGAAUCCAGUUAAUAUUGUUAAGAAAUUUUGAAAAUUAUUAUUUGAACAUUUUCAUGCAGCUGUAUCUGUACAUCCAGAACUGUAUACUGUGAGUAAUUAAUGUAUUUUAAUAACUUGUUUUAUAUAUUUGUGAAUAAGUAAAACAAUUUAAUCAAAACAAUAUCUAGUAAUAAUUAUUAUUUGAUAUUUUCCAGAAGCAAUUUGUACAGAAGUUACACAUCAUAAAAAACUUUCUGAAUCUGACUUUUCCUUAAAUGUGUAAAACAUGAAACACUUGUUAUAAUCCAGUAAAUUUAGGGUUUGUUAAGCAACUAAUUCAUAAUAAGCUGUUUAUGUCAAGUAAAACAAAACUUAAAUUUCUUCAAUUUCUUGUGUCAGCUUCUAUCCAAAAAUGUGAAUGAUAGAUUAUUGCUAAGCACUUUUUGCCUUGUUCAAUGUUUUUACCCAUAUCAAAGUCAAAAAAUUAAUAUUUUUUACUUCUGAAAAAUCCUGUGUACUCUACAUAAAUCCUGUUUUGAUGUAUUCCUAGGUUUAUCCCAAUGAAAAAAUUAUAAAUCAGCUGUAGGUAUAUUAUUUAUUUUUAAUCAAAUUACCAAAAUUUUUCUUGUUCUUCACCUGUUUGCCUCAUAACUUUGAAACCAUUGAUUAAUCGUAGAAGUGAUCUGAAUGUUUCUUGUAGUCCAGGUGGUGAUUAUUAUUAUUUUUAAAGAAACUUUUGAAAAUAUCUGAAAAAUGGCUGAGAGAUGUUUAUAAAAAGAUUGUGAUAAAAAAGAAAACUAAAACAAAUGUUUUAGCUUAUUUAUUACAAGGCAUGAUGCAAUAUUACAGUAAUACUUGUAUCAAUAAAAAUAAAAACAAAAAUAUAAGUAUGCCACUCAUUUGACAUCAUAAUCAUUAACAACAUUGUCUUCAAAUCCACUGGUAGGAGCUGAAUUAGUACGUCUCUCAUAAGAAAGAGGUACAAAACCUAGAACAAUCAGGGUGUCUACAGGUCCCGAAAGUCCCGAAAGUCACGAAAUUGAGGGAUUGGUCACGAAAGUCACAAAAAAGUCGGGAAAUUAAUGUAAAAAGUGUAAAAAGUCACGAAAUUUUAAUAAAACUGACUUUUUUAAAAAAUUGUUUUUGUUUAUGUCUCGUAAGGACAGACAAAUUUAAUGUACAGGUCUACCAACUAUACAUUGUAUUUGUAGUAGCAUUUAUGUGGGGUAAUACCGUUGGGUAAUACUCAGAAAGUGACUUUUUGCUGUUGGUUAACAUGAACAAUUUCAAUUGGCUCUUGGACUUUCUUGGCUGUUCCACUUAGUGCGCUGGUCUUUGCUGUUACAAGAUGGCAUAGUACACGGCUGUUCAUCCGUGUGGGAAAUAUUAAACACAUAAUUGAUCAUCUCCGUGUACUAGAAAGCUGUAUUUUUAACUGUGAUACUAAAAUACUUUUAACGAGCGAAGUUAGGUUUUUCGUUUGUAAAGUAAGCCAGAACUAAGCGUGUACAACUAUUCGAAACAGCAUAUGCACAAACAAAGCAGUUUUCCGUUCGUGUUAAUAAACUUCAGUGAUGUGCCAGUGCGGUAUUUGGCUUUAUGACUAAACUUGAGACAUAUCACAAAAACAAUCUGUGUAUUUUAGUGCUGUAGGUGUUACAAAUCAAAUCACGACGAAUAAUUUAUUAUGAAAGGAUGUACAUACGACGUUAUGAUUAACACAUUUGGCCUCUGCUUUAUUAUUAUUGUUGCUGGCAGAAAUUACAAUCUGGCUAGGUAAGUUACGUUUGUUGACAUUAUUAACGUUUAUUUAUUCUUUAUUAUGGUAAUUAUUUAUGCGAAAGUGGAAGCAAGCGUUUAAACUCCGUGAGUUUUAAAUUUGUAAACAAACAUAUUUUUUUAUUUAACGAAACGUGACGUGACCAUACAUCAACCAAUGACAUAAUUUUCAGAGUUAUACCCCUUUUAUUUCAGUUUUGCACAUAAAAUUUCCCUUGUAUUUCACAAAUGAAUAUUUAGUGAUAUUUCAGUAUUUAUAAUUAUGUAUAGGCCUAUAUGCAUGUGUGUGUGCUACGAAAAUAUAUUUUCUCUCUUUCAUCAUACACAUUUAGGAUAAUUAAAUCUAUUUUAUUAAGACAUUUUCUAUAAUAUAAACACAAGUAAAUUCCCGCCAAAUUAGCAUUAAUCAAGCAUUAGUAUUGAAAAUGUCUUGCAGAUUGUGUGUAUUAUGAAAUGUCUCGUGGGUGUUUCUGUGUGUAGUGGAUAAAUUGUGAUUAUAAAAAUGCCAGGUAAAUGUAGUUUUCGAGACAGCUGGUAUGAACUGCCAUAUGCAGGCACCUGGAAGUUGUGGCUGAGACGUGAUGAAACUGAUACGAAUAGAGCAUUUUGCUGCAUCUGCAGAACAAACUUAGAUAUUGGUCAUGGAGGUGUCAACUCGGCUAAGACACAUGAAAAGGGUAAACGUCAUCUUCAGUUAGUGAAUGACUUGAGUUCAGGCAAACAAUCCCUAAUAACUAGUAGGGAUAAGCUUAAGUCAAAUGUUUGUAGUGAUGUGACAGAUACUAGGCCUAAACCUUCAUGUUGUGGGAUUGAUGCAUCUGAUUCAAAUGUAAU
Bacillus rossius redtenbacheri is the source of this 17743-nucleotide messenger RNA. RefSeq lists its product as uncharacterized. Bases 298 to 2337 code for a protein of 679 amino acids. The transcript has 2 exons. NCBI's taxonomy places the organism in Eukaryota, Metazoa, Arthropoda, Insecta, Phasmatodea, Bacillidae. The record is from RefSeq and is a predicted model, not a curated record.